This is a messenger RNA of Coccomyxa subellipsoidea C-169, 1988 nucleotides long. RefSeq lists its product as hypothetical. Gene Ontology annotation, cellular component: cytosol. Lineage: Eukaryota; Viridiplantae; Chlorophyta; Trebouxiophyceae; Coccomyxaceae. The record is from RefSeq and is a predicted model, not a curated record. The transcript is spliced from 8 exons. Bases 1 to 1035 code for a protein of 344 amino acids.
AUGCCAGUCAGCUCAUUUCCCCGUGCCUUUGCAAAGUGGAGGGACAAGAUCGACGACCGCGCGUACCGCUGCAGCGUGUGCCGGGAUCUGUACAGCAUGGCGCCGCGGCCGCUGCGGGGACGAUGGCGGCUGUGGGGCACUGCGCGCACGAUUGUCGCCACUUCUGUCAUCGCUCUGCUCGCCCUCGGCCUCUCCGGUGGCCCGCCGUGGCCGCAUGUGGCGAUCGUGCUUCUGCUGGUCCUGGGCACGCGCAGCCACAGCAUUCUCUGCAUUAUUGCGCUCGUGCUAGCCUGCGUUCUGGCAACUCUGCACACGCGCGGCCUUCGGGUGGUGAUGCGUGUGGAUGCCACUGGGCGGCUGGGCUUGGCAGUCAUCCGCCAUGGCGCCCCCGUGGAGGGGGUCCGCUCAGGCAUCCUUCUGGCGGCGUCGGACGAUCUUGAGCGGUCCAUCUUCCGGCGCUCGGUGGUGCUGAUCUACGAGCACAGCCGGCGCGGCGGCGCGCGGGGAGUCAUCCUUAGUCAGCCGCUGGGGCCGAGCGAUCCGCGCGUCGUGCCUUCCCGGGGGCCAGCCGCGCUCCCCCCGGGGUCACCCCAGCUCAGCCACUUCCUGGGGGGCCCCGUUGGCAUGCCUGGGGACGGGCCAGUGCAGGAGCUAGCGGUGAUACACACACUGGCAGAGGUGCCAGGAGCGCGGCCGUUCCUUGCACAGAAUGCAACGCGCGAGGUUGGGGCCCCCGAGCUUUUCGAGGGGGGUUCCCUGACGGACGUGGUGGCCGCCGCGUCGGCGGCCGUCCCCCCGCCGGGGGGCCGCUGGGGGGUGCGCAGUAAUAGAAGCAGCAGCCAGAACAGGCAAACGCGUGUGCAUGUCUACCAUGGCAUCUGUGCCUGGUCUGAAGGCCAGCUGGAAGGGGAGUUGAGGAGUGGGUCUUGGGGGUUUACAAGUGCCAAGACGGAAGAUGUGCUCAAUGUGCCACCCGAGCAGCUGUGGUCACGCCUCGUCAAUGAGCCCUCGCGCCUGAACUGGCUGCCCCGCUGAUGUCACCCUCCCUUUCGUCAUCAUCGCUGACAGCAUCACCACCGGCUGCAGUCACAGCCCUGCAAAGCCUCUCAGGCCCUGUGCCUUGGAUAUCAUGUGCACAAGCCAAAAGAAGGGGGUGGUGCAAAGCGACCGGAUUUUGGGCAUAUACCUUCUAAAGAGAUGUGGGCGCGCGCUGGUGUCUGCGCUGAGAAGGCAGCCACAGGAAGCUGUGUUGUGGCGGCGGAUAAGAUAUUCAAAUUCAAGCGCUGCAGCGCAUGCAAGCAUAAGAUUCACGUGGUGUGCUAGCUUUACGUUCAUUUUGGUGGACGUUAAUCCAACCGUCGAUACCUAUGUAUGUCAAGUGAAAUUGCCGCUAUACUAGGAAGGGUUAUCUAGGAACAGAGCCUGAGGCCGUGAGUUGGCGCCAAUCAAGUAUCUACCCAAGCACCUGGUUUCCUGGUGCUCACGACACAGCUGUCCAUCUUCUUAUUGCUGCAACAAAUGAUCACUAGAAGUCAUUGACAUGGCCUUGAUAGAUUGCUGUGAUACAUGCAAUUCUAUAAUGGACGUUCCAGCUUCCGUGCUAGUUGGUAUGAGAUGAUGGUUUGCAGGCUCCUAAAUACGGGCAUUUUCUGUCGCAUGCUCCACGGUAAUUGAAAAGAUUUUGGUUAAUUAACAGGCACAGUGCAAGAGAUAGCUAGGUGCACUGUGUAAUAGACACGAAGGACCUUUUCUGGGCGCACUCCAAGGGAGUUGCCAUGUACAUCAGGCAUAUCUGUGAGCGCUUGUAUAUUACUAAAAUUUUUGCUGCUUGCUUUGGGCAUCACAGGAUCAGUUACAUCAUCAGAUUAUCCCAUCGGAGUUGUGUGGCUUCACUGGCAGGGCAGCAAAUGCCCCUGCCAUAGGUUGAUCUGAUGCUAUGGUACAAUGUUUUUUGAACAGUCAUAGGCAAUAUGUAAAACAGUCUUGUC